Messenger RNA from Perkinsus marinus ATCC 50983, 843 nucleotides. RefSeq lists its product as hypothetical. Lineage: Eukaryota; Perkinsozoa; Perkinsida; Perkinsidae. The transcript is spliced from 6 exons. Bases 1 to 843 code for a protein of 280 amino acids. Gene Ontology annotation, molecular function: protein binding. The record is from RefSeq and is a predicted model, not a curated record.
AUGAUUGCUGAUGUCCACAGCACGAGAGUACUGCAGCCUGGCGAAGUGCUCCCUUGGGGUUCCGUAGUCCCUCCCAGAGAUAUUCCUGGCCCGAGGAACAAACCUGAGGCCUGGAAGCUCAGUCCAGAACAACAUUCACAACUAAUUGAAGAGUACCUGCCAUCUGAGGGUGUGAAAGUGGUGAAGGCCAGGAGCAAGGCUCAUAAGCUGUUGGCAUUGUACUGCCGCAAGAAGGACUGGCAUCGAUGGCAAGCCGCGAUGGACCAUUUCCAGCAGCACGACAUCCCGGCCGAUGAGGUUACCUUUUCCCUCAUGAUGUUUGGGUACAUCAUGUGCCCUAAGCAUCCGGGUUUGGAUAUGGCCCAUUCGGUUUUGGAGGAGAUGAAACAGUGCGGGUUCGUCCAUCCUACUGUGGUGAAGUUUCACGAGGAAUUUCUACUAUCACUGCGGGAACUAGAGGCCUUUGAUGCUCGGCCGAAUACUGGGAACAUCAGACAGAUUAUGAGGAUGUUCUGGCAAAUAUCCAUGCUGUCGAAGCGUCGUCGUAUAAGGCUCUUCCAACAGGAUAUGGAGAGGAGAGUCCUGUCGGGGCAAUGGACAACUACGGGUAUUGAGCAUGGGGAAGGAGAGGAUGCUGGUGAGGCCCUUCGAGAGGCUGCACUGAAGGCAGCUUACGGCUACGAUGGGAUUCGAGUACCCGAGGACGAUGCUAGCGGUGUAGUUGAUGAUGGGGAUAAUGAGUACUUGGGGACCAAGAGCGCCUCGUGGAUGCCCGAAGGUUCCAGUAACAUAGAGAAGACGGGUGGAGACGUCCCUGAGGGAAACGUAGCUGAGGUGAGCUAG